Molecule: messenger RNA, 871 nt
Organism: Musa acuminata subsp. malaccensis (wild Malaysian banana)
Lineage: Eukaryota; Viridiplantae; Streptophyta; Magnoliopsida; Zingiberales; Musaceae
Source: RefSeq, a predicted model, not a curated record
CUUGCUUCUGCUCUUUGCUCUCUCUGUCUCUCUCUCUCACCGCUGACACAGAGUUCGUACUUCCUCGGCCUUUGGUUAAACCUUAGCUUGAUAGGUCGUUUGAACAAGCUUUCUGGCCCGGGAAGACUCAGUGUUGAUGAAAUGGUUCAGCUUCUUGCUUCAGAUUCCUCUCUGGGAUUUUCUUGCUGAUAAAUCUGUUGUACCGGAUUAGAUGAAGUUAGAGCUACUUAGAGUUGAACCGGGCGUCAAUGGGAGAGUCAGCAACAACUUCUUACUCGUCUUCUCCUUCAGGUUAUGGCAUUGGGCCGCCCUGGUUGUUUAGAGGAAGAGCAUUGUACCAGUUGCAUCUGGUUAAAGCAGAAAUCGCUCGGGCUUUCAUUCCGAAGGAGCUGAAGCUAGUUGAAGCAUUUGGGUAUACGCUAGGUGGGCUGUUUCUUGCUCACUAUGAUGACAGCCCGGCUGGAGUGUUUGAUGAGCUCGUUGUGAUUGCUGGCAUUGUGUGGAAUCCCCCAACAUCAUGCGCGUGGGCUUCUAGAGUGCUUGUGAACAGUCACGAGGCUUGCAGGCAUGGCAGGAAGGAAAUAGGUCUCCCAAGCCAUGUUGCUAUUUUCUCUAAGAGAGACGCUAAAGCUUCAGAUCAACCAUUAUAUAAGCAGAGAACGAGUUUUAUUCACUCUAAGCCAAAAGAACAUAGUGAGAUUCAAGUAUUAGAGAUGGAGGAUUAUUCUCAGACAUCCAUUUGCAACAUCAGUUUACCUUUUGCUGGUGACCGUUGGAUGGGUCCUAAGAUCAGGAUAUCACUUCCAAGCUUUAGUGGCCAGACUACACACAACCCUCAGCUUCUCAAGUACUCCUGCCAAAUUGAAUGCCG